Molecule: messenger RNA, 1301 nt
Organism: Bursaphelenchus xylophilus (pine wood nematode)
Lineage: Eukaryota; Metazoa; Nematoda; Chromadorea; Rhabditida; Aphelenchoididae
Source: the annotation of a GenBank genome assembly
AUGUUCGCCCAUUUACAGUCUAAUCAUAAAAGAAUUAGUUUUGUGAAGGCUAAUGAGGAAGAACUGAAGUCGAUUGAGGACAAGAAUGAAUCCAAUUUGGAUGGAACCGAAGUGCGGGCAUUUUAUGAGAGUGUAAUUCAAGAGACAUCUUCAAGUAGGUUUCUUUUUCUGGUUUGGAUUUUAUCGAGGGGUUAUAAUUACUCUUUGUGUGGUAUAAGGUGAUGUGAGUGCGUUAUAAUAUUUUUAGAUAGGCCUCCUGAACAAGCGCUAAUCUGUAAAUCUUCAAAUCAAACAAGCAUUCAUCGAAGAACACACGUGACGAAGAAGCCGACUGAUAAGGAAAAAUUAAACUUUUCUGAUAGAGAUAUUCGUCUCUUCCUGAAGGCUGUAAACGACAAUGAAAUUCAAAAAGUGAGCGAAUAUCUGGCCAAAGGAAUUGAUCCAAACAGUAAAGAUUGCCACAACUGGUCAGCGCUGAUGAUAGCUGCGGCCGAGGGUCAUGCAGAGAUGGUGGAGAUGUUAUUGGAGAAUGGGGCUAAUGCUGGUCAUAAAUGCGGGAAAUUUGAUUCGAUAUCCUUGGCCAGGACGAAGCGGAAACCGGAAAUAGCAGACAUGAUAGACAGUUACAGGUAAGGGAAACCGGGUGAUUCAAUAUAGAUGACACCAUCGAUCUUUAAGAACAUGUUCUUAUCAGUCGUAUUAUUAGAAUUGAAGGUGGUCUGACCCUUUAUGGCCUUUGGAAAUCGAUGCACUUCGAAGGAGCCAUUUGAAAAGUUUUUACUUUUGGAGAACUGAUGACAUAAAACAAAUAUGUGAUACUCACGUGAUGACUAUUUUUUUUCAGAAACCCUAAAGAACAAGAUCCCGGGCCUUCAUCGUCAAACGAGAAGUAUUAUUGCGAACUUUGUGAGAUCACCUAUUCUGAGGAUGCGCAUGAGACGUCGAUUGUUCACAUUGUCAACAUGAAACGACGCCCGAAUAAGGGAUUUGCUUACGAUAUUCCCAUGAGUAAUUUUGGAUAUGGAUUACUCAAAAAGAAAGGUUGGACUGAGGAAUCGGGGCUUGGAAAAGAAGGAGAAGGAAGACAAUAUCCGAUAAGGACUAUAUUGAAAAGGGAUAGAAAAGGAUUGGGAGUUGAAAAACUUCCCUCGAAAGUCACCCACUUCAAAAGUCUUGAUCCUGCUGCCGUGAAACUCGUAGAGAAGAAACCAAGAGGAUCUCACAUUAAGGAGAUGCAUAGGCAAAUCGACCGAAGGAAGAAACGGGAAGAAUCCAUCAGGAGGAUGCUAAACUCUGAUUGA